This is a messenger RNA of Dovyalis caffra, 1266 nucleotides long. NCBI's taxonomy places the organism in Eukaryota, Viridiplantae, Streptophyta, Magnoliopsida, Malpighiales, Salicaceae. The record is from the annotation of a GenBank genome assembly.
AUGGUUCCUCCCCCACUACCACCAUCAAACCACCAAGCUAUCCAACAAUUCCUCUCCUCUGUCCUCUCUCAACGCGGCCCUUCCGCCCUUCCUUACACCGAAGACACCAAAUGGCUCAUUCGUCAACACCUCGUUUCCCUCAUCUCAGCUUUCCCUUCUCUCGAACCCAAAACAGCUACCUUCACUCACAACGAUGGCCGCACCGUCAAUCUUCUCCAAGCAGACGGCACCGUUCCAAUCACUUUCGAUUCCGUCACUUAUAACAUCCCCGUUAUCAUCUGGCUUAUCGAAUCUUACCCUCGUCACCCUCCUUGUGUUUACGUGAAUCCCACGCGCGAUAUGAUCAUCAAAAGAUCUCAUUCUUUUGUUAAUCCAUCAGGUCUCGUUUCGGUCCCUUACUUGCAGAAUUGGAUCUACCCGAGUUCUAAUUUGGUUGAUUUGGCUCGGGAAUUGAGCUUGAUUUUUGGGAGGGAUCCUCCUUUGUUUUCUCAACGUCCUCGCCCUAGCCCUAGCCCGAGCCCUAGCCCUAGCUCUAUCACUAAUCCCAGUUAUCAUCCGAAUCUAUCGAGUUUGACGAAUUCGUCGAGUUUUGGAUCAGUAGGUUCCACGGGAGGGAGUGGGUAUCCGAGACCGAUUAGGCCACCACAGUAUCCACCACCGUCUCCGUACGGUGGUGGGGUUGGUGUGGUGGGGAAGGUGGGGACGGAUGAUGCGGCGGAGGUUUAUAAAAGGAACGUGAUUAAUAAGCUUGUCGAGAAUGUUCAUGGGGAUAUGUUGCAGUUGAGGAAAACGAGGGAGGCGGAGAUGGAAAGCUUGUUUACCGCUCAAGCUGUGUUGAGGAGGAGAGAGGAGGAUGUUAAUAAAGGGUUAAAAGAAUUGAGAGAUGGAAUGGAAGUGUUGGAGUCGCAAUUGCAAGUUGUUUUGAUGAAUACUGAUGUUUUGGAAGCAUGGGUUAGGCAAAAUGAGGGGAAGGUGAAAGGGGUUACGAAGGAUAUUGAUGUGGAUAAUGCUUUUGAGUGUGUGGAUGUUUUGUCACAGCAGAUGUUGGAGUGUACGUCAGUGGAUAUGGCGAUUGAGGAUGUGGUUUAUUCGUUGGACAAAGCGGUGCAAGAAGGGGCAAUGCCAUUUGAUCAAUAUUUGAGGAAUGUGAGGUUGUUGUCUAGAGAGCAGUUUUUUAACAGAGCUACUGCAGCGAAAGUUAGGGCUGCACAAAUGCAGGCUCAGGUUGCUAGUAUGGCUGCUAGGGCACCUCAUUAUGCUGCCUGA